Alternaria atra is the source of this 1758-nucleotide messenger RNA. RefSeq lists its product as uncharacterized. The record is from RefSeq and is a predicted model, not a curated record. Gene Ontology annotation, molecular function: serine-type carboxypeptidase activity. Gene Ontology annotation, biological process: proteolysis. The coding region runs from base 1 to 1758 and encodes 585 amino acids. NCBI's taxonomy places the organism in Eukaryota, Fungi, Ascomycota, Dothideomycetes, Pleosporales, Pleosporaceae. Gene Ontology annotation, cellular component: fungal-type vacuole. The transcript is spliced from 2 exons.
AUGAAGCGCACGAACAAGCUACUUGCAGCGCCUUUACUGGCAGCUGGUACUCUUGCGCAGUUCGUACCUGCGCCUACGGACUUGAUUACCAAGGAAGGCUAUGCGAACAUCAGUGUACGGUACAAGGAGGUACCUACCGGUAUUUGCGAGCUCAACCCGAAUGUGAAGAGCUACAGCGGCUACGCAGAUAUCGCGGAGGACCAGCACGUCUUCUGGUGGUUCUUUGAGGCGCGCAACCAGGAUCCAUCCGAGGCGCCAUUGACAGUGUGGAUCAAUGGAGGUCCAGGCUCCAGCUCUAUGAUCGGCCUCUUCCAAGAAUUAGGACCAUGUGGUAUCGGACCAGACCUGAAGCCGUUCAACAACCCGUACUCGUGGACCAAUGCAAGCAACAUGCUGUUCAUUGAUCAACCUACAGACGUCGGCUUCUCAUACUCCAUUCCUAUCCCUGGCUACACAGACGGCAGCACUAUUGUUCAAUUGCCGAACGCGACUUGCCCAGACUACGCCCAAAAUUAUGGAACGUGCGGAACAUACUCCAAGCCAGACCACACUUUGACCGCCAACAGCACUGAAGGUGCAGCGCCAGGAAUGUGGAAGACGCUGCAAGGAUUCAUGGGUGCGUUCCCUCAGUACUCGCGUAGCGGCUUCAGCUUCACAACCGAGAGCUACGGCGGCCACUACGGACCAAUCUUCAACUCCUACUUCCUCGACCAGAACGCGAAGAACAUUACCGGUGCGCACAAGAUCGAGCUCGAGAAUGUACUUAUCGGCAACGGAUGGUUCGAUCCACUUGUCCAGUACCAAGCUUACUACAACUACUCCGUUUACCCUGGCAACACCUACGAUUACGACCCGUAUAAUGAUACGGUCAAAGCGGAGUGGUACAAUAACAUGUACGGUUCGGGUAACUGCUACGACCGGACCAAGCAAUGCUACGAGACUGGAAUCAACUCGGUCUGUGCAAGCGCGGAUGAUUUCUGUUAUUCCAAGGUUGAGAAUCUCUACGACAUAUACAGCGGACGUGAUGAGUAUGACAUGAGGUUCUUGACGCCAGACCCAUUCCCCUACGGCUACUUUGGUGAUUAUUUGAACUUGCCCGAGGUACAGCAGGCGAUUGGCGCAUUCCAGAACUUCUCCCAGAGCGCCAGCACAGUCUCUUCAGCAUUUGGCAACACUGGUGAUGAUGACCGUCCAUCCGGCACGAUUGCGGCUUGUCAGAAACUGCUCGAUGCAGGUGUUCAGGUCAUGCUGUACUAUGGCGAUGCCGACUACAACUGCAACUGGCUCGGUGGUCAGGUCGUCGCAGACAUGAUCAACGCAACUGGCUACUCCGAGGCUGGUUUCACCAACAUUACUACCAGUGACGGCAUCGUUCACGGCCAAGUCAAGCAAGCGGGCCUCUUCUCUUUCCUCCGCAUCUACGAGUCCGGCCACGAGGUGCCCUUCUACCAACCCCUCGCAUCGCUCGAGAUUUUCGAGCGUGCGCUGAAGCAAGUUGAUAUCGCGACUGGUACGGAGAAGUGUGACGCCGACUAUCUAUCUGUAGGCACGCCGACGAGUGAGUAUAGAGAGGGCAACGCCACGAUGCAGUUCGAGGUAACGCCGGCAAAUGCGACGUACAACACGGCGCUCAACGGUCCGGACGCUGAGCCUACGUGGUCAGCAGAUGCAGAGGUGGCAAAGAGGGCACUGAGGAAGCGGGAUGUUGGAAGGUUGGGAAGGCCGAUAAAGUCGAGGGGUGGUAAGAGGCGUGCUUGA